Messenger RNA from Closterium sp. Naga37s-1, 14448 nucleotides. The record is from the annotation of a GenBank genome assembly. NCBI's taxonomy places the organism in Eukaryota, Viridiplantae, Streptophyta, Zygnematophyceae, Desmidiales, Closteriaceae.
AUGGGAGCCUCGAUAUUACCGCAGAAGCGGCUGCUUGCCGGCCCGAAACAGAACGGAUGGUUUUCCGUUUCUGACGCGUCCGGAGGGACUCUGGCCUUCUCAGGAGCGUCCGGUCGGAGCGACUCGGCUUUUUCCAGUCGAAGCCGCAACGGUAGCGUUAACGGGACGGCUAACGGAACGCAUAACGGAGUGCAUUCGGGGGAUCUCGCAGCAGCGGGGACGGCGUUAGGGUUACAGUCUGUGGUUCUGUCGUGUAGCCGCAGUGCCGCCGAACGAGCGAAUCGCUUGGCAUUUCAGACGAGUGCGUCCGAUAGAGGGCCUGAUUCGUUCAAAGAGCCCGACUCGGUAAAAGGACCCGACUCGUUUCGCUGUAGCGUUCGUCCUCUGGCCUCCAGUGCUACUGCUGAAGAGUCCUCCGACCUCCCAAGCAUCUUUCAAGAGUCGGUGGCGAAGGACGUAACGCCGAGUCUGGCGUUCUCUAGCCGUUUGCUCUCGCCUUCUCGCAACCGGCAGCGGUCGCAGAGGAAGCAUGGCGAGGCGCUAGCGCAAGCAGGAGGUAGAGACGUGUGCAUCGGAGACGCGCUGAAGAGCGACGACGGACGGAAGGACACGCGCAGUCGCAGCCCGCAUGGUCAUGGCAGGGUGUCGCACAAGGAGUCGGAUAGAGUUUCGCCGGAGUCGUACAAGUAUUCGCACGGGCAGUCGCACAGGGAGUCUCAUGUCGCGCAUCAGGAGCGAGAAUCGCAGGGCGCCGGGUUAGUAAAGAGUACAAAGCCGCAUUCUGACGUUAACCGCUGUGAUUCAGAGCAGCGAAAGGCGACAGACGGGGAUAGCUCGUUUCCGCGAGGGCAGCGAUUCCAGCAGCAGCAAUGUGACGGGCGAUUACCCGCAGAGGACGCAGGGACAGGGGACUCGGGUAUGGGGACUGGUGAAGGUGCCAAGGGCGAACGUGGGAGUUGUCUGUCGUUAUCCGUUGCAGAUCUGAAGGCCAAAACGACCCAAGGGAAGACUCGAGGUUAUCAGGCCGCUGGAGCCUAUGCUGAGCAGCAGUCGAUUCGUAACGCAGAGGCAGCGGCAGAGCGGAUAUCCUUUCACAGCAGCUUAUUACCUGACCCCACGGCAGCAGAAAACUCCCCAGCGGCAGCAGCGGUUCACGAGCUGGUCUUCAAAGCGAAAUCAAUCACGCCAUCACACCAAUUACUCGCCGAUAACGACAUUCCCAGGCGAAUAGGGUUACCACUGGUCAGCCACGCGCUGAUGGACUGCGGGAAUUUUCUCUACCCUCCGUUGAAGAAGGCUCGAGCUACCAGAGAACCCAAGUUUCGCAAGCCCAACGGGAGCCGAGUACUAGGCCUGGCCGAACCUCCGUGCUGCACAGGCUCGGAACCGAACCUGUCGUUGAGCCUGUCCUUGCAAGACCGCAAAACCGAGCGUGAAUCGCCACCCGCCCCGCUGUCUGUAACCACGCCUCGCGCUGAUAAGCACAACGGAUUAUCAGGGGAGAGCCAGCCCGCUCGCCCCAGCACGCCGGUUCCCCCCGCUACUCCGUCCUUCUCGCUUCUGGAAGGCCCUCUGUCGUUUUCCCCGAUCACGCCCGAAGGGGAACUCUCCCUUGACGAUUCCGCGACGGCUGCCCGCCUCCGAGCCGUCUCUGCCGCUCGGGCAGCCGUAGAAGCACGCGCAUUCGCCGUCAGAAAAGCGCGGGCAGCUUUACGGGCAGCUGCGAAGGCGAAGGAGGCGGUAGCGGCGGUGAUUGACGCGGAGAAGCACGAACGGGCAGCAGGAGAGGAAGCGAGCCAUAGCUUCCCAGUCAAAGGUGUAAAUGGGUAUCUGGGGGCUGAUGCUGUGGGGACGGGCGAUUUAGUGGCGGGAGGGGAGUUGGACGGUACAGACGUGUCCAGGAACGGUGCAGUGCGGUUUUCUUCGAGGUGGCGGCAGGCCUUAUCGGAGCUAGAGGCGCGAUGUGAACGGCUUUUAACGCGUACAGGAGCAGCAGCUGCGGAUAACGAGACAGGCGGGAGAGGCGUGACGGCAGGUGCAAAGCCCGAGGGGGACGAGGUCGGGGAAGAGCAGGGAGUCAGUGAGACUACCACGGGUUUCAGGGAGAGAGGCGAGAGUGGGGGGAGUGGUGGCUUUGAGAUUCCUUUCGAGCUCAAUCCGUCUGCAGGAAAGGAAGUGCUGGGCGCUCAUAACUCGCUCGAUUUUCGUCUGAGUGGAUCGGACGUCGCUGAUUCUGCCCUAGUGCUGGCAGUCAAGGAAGAGGAAACGACACGUGGGGAGAAGGAAAGGGGGUUGGUUCCACGAGAACGGUGCUUAGCGUGGGGUGAAAGGGAGGGAGGGGCUGCAGAUGGUGAGACGGCGGAGGACGAGCCGGGGGUGAAAAGCUCAUUGCUGGGGGUGCAAAGCGGCGAGGUGCGGCGGUGUGUGUCUUUGGACCUGGUGAUGGGCCUCGGCUGCUCGUCCCAGGGGAAAGACGGCAGUGAGGGGCGCGGAGCGAGAAGGAAAGGGCGCCGAGAAGAGGAGGAAGAGGAGGACGAGGGGGAGGUGGAGGGGGAGGGAGGUGUUGAGAUGGAGGAGCUGAGCUUGCCGCCUGUGUCGUGCGAGAGUGAGGAAUACAAGCAGCCACGGCCGCCGUUGUUACCAUCUGGUGCAGACCUGUGCAAGCCAGAUGGCGCAGAGCAUCGCAAGCCAGAUGGCGCAGAGCAUCGCAAGCCAGAUGGCGCAGAGCAUCGCAAGCCAGAUGACGCAGAGCAUCGCAAGCGGCAUUCCAAGGCUGGGAGUGGCAGCAACGAGUGGCGCAGCCGCGGAAUCAGCCCGCAUGGCCAACCAGAUGGGCUGACAGGCGCGGCGGUGGCUGUUGAGUCGACUCAAGCUUCAGAUGCGAGGGUUUCAGACAAGGCGGGUUGCGAGAGGCGAGGGCAGCAGGGGUGUGGCGACGUGGGGGAGCAGCGCGAGGGCUGCGCGUCAGCAGCUGUGUGCAGUGGGGAGGAGACACGGCAGCUGAUGCCCCGCCACUGGGUUUUCUGCAAUGCUGCCGCAAACAGCAGUUUCCCUUCCGCGGAUGGCCGUGCUGCUGCUGCAGAUGGCAAUGCUAUGGCAGCUAACAGCCCAGAUGUAUCGAGCAAUCAUGCAGCAACCAGCGUCUCCGCGAUGGCGUGCAACCGGCGUGCUACUGCGAGCUCGUCUGACCCGGGUGUGGUUGGGGACGGCGUUGAGGGGAAGGGCAGGCGAGAAGCGAGCCAGGAGGGCGGUCAGGCGUGUGGCGAGGGGUCGGCAGCAACGGGUGGGGAGACGGAUGCUGAGAAAUGCGCAGGAAGGAAUGGUGGUGGUGGUGAUGUCACUGAUGCCAGUGGGGCAGGUGGUGAGAGGAAGUCACAGGCGACCGAGUCUUGUGGGGAUGAGGGCGGACAGGCGGUUGGAGCGGACAAAAGCGCGCUCGUGGGCGAGGGGCGACGUACAGAGGGAGUGGUUUGUGCAUCAGCGGGUGUGGCCAGAGCAGCUGUUGCCGCCGCUGCUGCUGCUGCCCCGCCUGCUGCUGCCGUCGCCCCUGCUGCUGCUGCUGCUGAAGCGUCGCCAGGCUGUGCGGCAGCAGCGGGCGCGGGCACUCCGCGGCAGCGCUGCGCGUCAGACGACGAGAGGUUGGCACGGCAGCUGCACCGCGCCUUCAACAGCUCCCCGCGCAUCCUCGCCGUCCUCGCGCCCACGCCCAAACGCUCCCGCAACCCCCGCCACCCCGCUGCGCCCGCUGCUGCGCCCGUUGCGCCUGCUGCGCCAGCACCUGCGCCUGCGCUUGGGGUGCGUGGGAAGGCAGGACGAGGGGAUGCGGGAGAGGCGAAGGGGAGAGGAGAGGCGUGGGGGAAAGCAGAGGUACGGGGGAAGGUGGCAGUAAGGAGAGAUGGGGCGGCGGUGGUAGGAGAGUGUGGUGAUGAGGUUGGGAAAGCUGCUGGAAAGGGGGGUAGGGCUAAAGUGAAGGAGGAGGAGCGUGGGGUUAAAGGUGCUGGCUCUGGUGGUGCUGGUGUUGAUGGUAUUGCUGGUGUUGUUUGUGUUGGUGGUGCUGAUAGGUGUGAAGCUGCUCCCUGUGACACUCCGAUUGGCCAACCCGCUGCUGCUGCAGCUUCUCGCGCACCUUUUCUCCCUGCUCUUCCUUCUCUUCUUCCUUCUCCCCUUCCUCCUGCCGCUGCUGCUGCUGCUGCAGGCACUGCCGCGGACUCGUGCCGUCCCGCGUCUCACUCAGCGCCCCCAUCAUCUGCCGAGCCCCCCCUCCCGCCGUGCGCCACUCGCCCUGCCGCUCCGCCCUGCGCCACUCGCCCUGCCGCUCCGCCCUGCGCCACUCCCCCUGUUUGCCCCCCUUGUGCCAUACUCCGACCCAUGUCCCCCGCCCCCCCGGAUCUAGCCUGCUUACCACGCGCAGGUGACGUCAGCCCUGGCAAAGAUCCCUGCCCCACGUUGGCUGUUGCUGACGCUGAGGCAGACAGAGUGGCGGCAGAACAAGAAAAUGGGAAGAAGGCUAGGGCAGGCCUCGGGCAGACGAACGGGCAGAUGAACGGGCAGAAUGCUGGGCGGGUGGAUGGGCAGGCGAUUAGGGUUUCGGAUGUGAACCCGCAGGGCAGUGGGACGGGAGGUGAUGGUAGUGGGGGGGGAGGAUUGAACGGUCGGGGCGCGGAGGAGGGGCGUGUGCGAAAGCGAGGGGUUGGAGGGGGAGGAGGGUCAGGAGGAGGUGGUUCAGGGGGAUGGGGGGGUGGCGGAAGCUGUGGAGGGGGGAAGGCGGGUAGUAAUGGGAGGGGAGGGGCAGCAGGGGGAGGGGGAGGGGGUGGGAAUGGGACGGGGGGCGGUGCAGGGGGAGGCACUGGCGGUGCCGGGGAUGGGGGAAGAGAGGGCGGCGGAGGGGGAGGGAGAGGGAGAGCAGGGAGGGCGGGGGAUGUUGCUAGUGAGGAGGAAGAGGAGGAGGACCGAGGGCGGAAGGGAGGGAGGAAGGCGGGCAACGGCAAGGGGGGUGGCAGGAGGGGCAGCAACAGAGAGACUAGUGGGAAUGGGAGGGAUGCGAAUGCUGGCAGCAGCAGCAGCGAUGACAGCUUGAGUGACCGUGUGGAAGACGAGGGGGAGGAAGAUGAGGAGGAGGAUGAUGGAGAAAUGGACGGUUCAGAUGAUGAGAGCAGCCUCAGGCGCAGCAGCAACGCCAGCAGCCACGACGGCAGCAGCAAUGGCAGCAGCGGGAGCAGCUACAGGGAAGGGGAGGAGGAGGAAGAGGAGGAGGAAGAGGAGGAGGAAGAGGAAAAGGAGGAGAAGGAGGAGGAGGAGGAGGAAGGACUGGAGCAGAAGACGCAAAGGAAACAGCGAAGGAGCUUGAGCGGGGCUCGAAGUGCGCAGGGUGGUAGGCGAGGCUCGUGGGGGGCGUGGGAGGAGGGCGGCGGGAAGGGCAGCCGCGACAAAGGCAGGGGAGGCUCCAUCCCUAGCGACCGGGGAGAUUGGGACAGAGAGAAGGAGAGGGAGGUUAGUCCGGACGUGGGUGGUGGCGGGGCGUGGGCGAGUGAGGCGGGUCAGGAGGGUGGCGGAGGGAAAGCAGGGUUGCGAGUGAACCACCACAGAGGCAGCGGCCGGGCGUCAGAGGGACCGUCCCUCGCUUAUGGCGGAGACACGUCGCCCGUCAUUCCCGUGCCCUCGAAGGAGGCUCGGCAGCCGCGUUCACAGCUGGUUUGUCACCCGAGGCGGUUUCCGAAGCUGGCUCUAGCGGGGAUAGUGGAGGACGAGGGAGGCGAGGAGGGGAAGGAGGGAAAGGAGGGGAAGAGCAAGGGGAAGGUGAAGGAAAGCGGGUGGGAGAAGGUGAGGGAGAAGGAAGGGGAGAAGCGAGAUAGGAGGCGGAAUGGGUUGGGGGAGGAGUAUGGGGGGGAGAGGAUCAAGAGGGCAUGUGAGAAAGAGAAAGAGGGGUUGAGGAUGAGCGAGGUCGAGGGUUUUAUGCAGAAGCAGAGGGAGAAAGGGGGCGAGAUGGAGAAGCAGAAGAAGCGGGAGAAGGAGAAAUCAAGAGAACGAAGCAUUGCAGAGGAGUGGGGAGUGGUGGCGGACAGAAUGACUGAAUGGGGCGCGGGGAAAAGCAAGGGGAAGGCAGAACCGAUGGGCAGCGGCGACUGGGAGAAGGAGUGGGAGAGAGGCGCGAAGGCUGGGUCUGCUGAGAGAGAGACAGAGAGCCGAGCGAAUCACAAAGAAGGGAAGGAUGCAGGCGGGGGAAUGGCGUGCGGAAGGGCAAGCGAGAGAGGGAGGGAUCACCUGGGAGACUUGGGGAGGAGUAAGGGAAGAGAAGGCGGCAAAGAGGAAGGGUUGGGGGAAGAGAGGGAGAAGGGGCGGGCGGUUUCGGAGAAGCCAGAGGGUGUUGAGCGAUACGAAGCGGUUGAGAGAGUCAAGGACAAAGAGAACAUCCGCGGACGACUCAAGGAUGUGGGGGAUGUGGAGAGGGCGGAGAAGAGCAAGCAGGAGGAGCGGAAGAGCGAGAAGGGAAGGGGAAAGGGGCGGGAGAAUCACCUUGCAGUAAGGAGCGGAGAGGCCGGGGAGGCCUGGAUGGUUGAGUCGAAGAAAAAGGACAAGUCUGAAGGAUUUUUGGGUGGGAAACAGCAGCGGGAUGGGGUAGUGCCACAUUCGUUAGUGUCACACUCGUUAGUGCCUUCGUUACUGGCUCGUGCUACUGUGGCCCCGCAGGUGGAGGGGAAGCGGUGGCGGAAGAAGGGUAUUGUGGCGGGCCGGGCGUGGAGUGCUGUAGAGCAGGACACUAUAGAGGAUGUUCUCUUAGAGGAUAUUAGAGACCGUGACACUAAGGAGGGGAUCAGGAAGGAGAGUGCUGUGAAAGGUGCUGAAGGAAAGGAGAAAGGGAAGGUGAAGGGUAAGGGAGAGAAGGAGAAGGAGGAGAGGGAAAGAGAGAGGGGGAGGGAUGCGGAGAGGGGUGUGGUCAAGGGUGUUGGGGAGACCGGCGUGCCUCUCAGUGUGCCUCUCAGCGUGCCUCUCAGCGUGCCUCUCAGCGUGCCUCCCAGUGGUAAUGGUGGCUUGACGGCAAGCUGUAAGCGCAAGCGCAGUGCGGAGAGAAGUUUCUCGGAAGGUUCUGCCGCGGUGCGUGCGGUAUCCUGUCAUGUUGGUGGUAACCAUGUGCCGGCCAGUAACCUCUCCCACCCUGGUAACCAUAGGCAUCCUGGUAACAACGUUCAUGCUGCUGGUAACCACAUGCACACAGAUAUUCCCGCUCAGGCUGGUAACCAUCCACACGCCUGUAACCACACUGACGCUGGUAACCACACUGCGGCUGGGGCAGAUUUCGCAGUAGCAGGAGCAGCAGCAGCAGGUGGGGCUUCGAUGGGAGGAGCAGCAGCGGCAGGAGGGGUGACGGGAGGAGGAGAGCCAAUGGGGGUGGUGGAGCGGAUGGGAAGAGCACCAGUUGUACCCAGGGCGAGAAGCGCGGACACGUUUGCAGCACAGAGGAACGCGGAGGGAACAGCAGGGCAUAGGAGCGCGGAUGCGGUUUCAGGGGCUAGGAGCGUGGAUGGGAGUGGGGGGCGCAGGAGUGAGGAGGGAUUUGGGGGACCCAUGUCGCCGCCUAGGGUCAGAGCCAAGAAAGCAGAGAGUGGCAGUGGUGGGGGCGAGAGAGAAGCGAUGCGCGCGUGCCCGAGUCCCACGGGGCGAGGUGUGGCGCCCAGCAGCACUGCUUCGUCAUGGGGCGAAGCAAACAACCUCCCCCCGUGUCGCUUCGUCUCCGUUAUUUCCAUGCAAGCAACCGCCUCUGUCUCACCUGCUACUGCACUCCAAAGUUUCACCCCUUCCCUCCCAUCCGCCUGCUCCUGCUGCCCUGCCCCCGUGCCCACAUCCCCGCCCACUGCUGCUCCUCUCCCCGUGUGCCCAUUGCCGGCUGCAGCCCCUCUUUCCCCUCCAGGUACCCACACACACCAAACCCCACCACUCCAAACCCAAUCUGACGGCGUCCUCCGUUCACCAGGUCAUGCCACCUCUAACCACGACGCUCACCACUCAUUUGCCACUGCUCCGCGGCCUGCCGCCCACUGCUCUGUUCCUCUGCCUGCGGAUUCUUCCCCGCAUGCCACAGCUGCGGAAGCAGCAGCCCUAGCUCUUGACAUGUUCGCUGCUGCCGCUGCUGCUGCGGAGGCGGGUGGGCAGACAAGCAAGGAGGAGGAGGACGAGGGGGGAGGUGGGGGAAGUGACAGUGGUGGCAGCAGCAGCAGCCGAAGCGGCAGCAGGAGGCACAGGAAGAAGCAGCGUUGGGGGAAAGAGGGGAGGAGGGAUGGGAGAGAACCGGGUGGGCCUGCGUUGGAAUCUACACCGUUGGAUCGGCUCGCGUUGCUCUCAGAUGCACAGCCACGUGUCCAUGAGGAUUCGCUAGGGCGGCAGGGAGCAGCGUGGGUAGCGGCCAGAGAGGAGGGGCGGCAGGGUGCAGGGUAUGGCAUGGGCAUGGCGCUGGCUCAGCCAAGUGCGGGUGGCGCUCAGCUAAGUGCGGGUGUUGCUCAACUAUGUGCGGGUGACGCUCAGUUAAGUGCUGGCGGGGCAGCUGGGAACCAUGCUGCUUGGAGCUCAGGUGUUGGUGCUGCGGAUAGUAGUGUAAUUCAAAUAGAAGGGGAAGGAAGAGGAACAGGAGGAGGAGGAGCAGGAAGAGCAGCUGUAGAAGUUGGAGGAAGGGCAGGAGGACGAGAGAUUGUGAACGAGGAGUGUAGAAGUGAUGAAGACGAUUGCCUGUCCGGGCUAGACCUUAUAGCAGCAGAGGCAGCGGAGGUGCUUGCAGUGAGGCUGCUUGUAUCGGGUAUGCAGCCCGAGCGGGCGGCAAGCCCGUCUUUAGCAGCGCUUGUAGAAGCAGCGAUGCUGCCUUGUAGGGGGGACAGUAGAGCAGGAGAAAGGGAGGAUAGCAGGAGGGAGGAUUUAGAAAGGGAGGAUAUAGGCGGGGCGCAUAUAGGGAAGGUGGAUACAGCAGAAGGUGUGGGUGGUGGCUGUGGCACGAGUCAGGGCGCAAUGCAACAUGAGGAGAGGCUGAGGGGGGGGGUGGGGCGGGCAGUGGGGUGGGACGUGGAGAAGGCCGCUGGGUUGGGGCAGUCGGAGUGGGAGUCAGGUGCGGCUUGUACAGACAGACAUGCAGGGCCGGCUGGUGCAGACUGGCAUGCAGGGGAUGUGCAGGAGGAGGGGGAGAGAGGGGUUGGGGUUCUGGAGACAGGGGUUGGUUGGCAUGGAUUGCAGAUGCGGUUAGAAGGAGGGUCACAUGGAGGGUUACAACAAGGGCGGUUGCAAGAGGAAGAGUUACAACAGGAAGGGCCAGCACAGGAAGGGCCAGCACAAGGGAAGGCGUUGCUGGAGCAGUGGAGGCCGAAGCCGAGGAUAGUGGACUUGAAUGAGCCAUGGCGGGAGGAGGACGAGGACGAGGAGGCGCAGCAGGACGAGCAGGAGGCAGGGGUGGUGGGAGAGACGGUGGAGAGGGCAGCAACGGUUCGAGCUUCCUCCCCGCAUGCAGCAGUGCCCCCAGCAGCUGCGGCUCUUGCGCGUGCAGCCAGCCCGCGUGCUGCAGAGUUAGAGGCUGCUCACCCACACCCAGCAGUCGCCACAGCGCCUGCUGAUAGCCCACGUGCUGCGGAAUCCGAGCCUUUUCCCCCACAGCCAACAGCCGUCACGGUGGUGCCUGCAGCUGGUGCGGGCUGUGAGGCGGCCUUAAGGGCGCCUCCGCAGGAGUGCGUGGGUGCUAGCGCAUCUCUGCUUGUUUCCUGCAGCUCUGCAGGCGCAGGGCUGGACGGUGAUGGCCUUCAUAGUGCAGGCAUGUGGGAGAAGGGGGCAGGCCUGGAUGUGCUGGGAGGCCGAGGUCUAGUUGCGGGUGUGUCUGAAAGUGCAGGCAUGCGGGAGAAGGGGGGAGUUACGGAGGAGCAGAGGCGGGCGGAGGGGAUGUGGGGCGCGGGAGAGGAGAAGGAGCGGAAUGAGAUGAAAGGGGAGUGGGGUGGGAAGGCAGGGGGUGGGGAGAAGGGUGGGGAGAGUGAGAAGCGAGAGGAAAAGGUGAAGGUGGAGAGGGUGGAGAGGGAUGAGGGAGGGAGAGAGGGGAAUGUGGAUGGGGGUGUGAGGAAAGAGAGAGGAGAGAAGAGGAAGCGGGACAAGAGGGAGAGGGGCGAGAAGAGAGAGAAACGGGAGAAAAGGGAUAGAGGGGAUGAGAAGGGGAAGGACAGGGGACGAGGGGAAAAGGGAGAGAGGAGAGGCAAGGGGGAGAAGGAGAAGAGGCGUAAAGGGGAGAGGAAGGAGAAAGGGGAAGGGGUGAAAGGGGAAGAAGUGAAGACCGAGAAAGGAGUUAGGCCAGUGGGAAGAGGGGCUGGGGAAGAUGGGGAGAGGGGGAAGGAAGAGGAGGAGUGUGCUGAGGUUGAGGCUAAGAGGAGCAGAGCAGCAACGUUGGAGUCGAUGGUUGGGCCGCGGACAGCAGAAAUGCAGGAUAUCGGCGCAGCAAAAGCAGGGGCUGCAAAGGCAGAGGCAGUGCAAGCAGGGGCAGGUGUUGGGGUUGAUGCAGAGGCAACUGCUCUGCUGGGGGUGGUGGCGGGAGUGGCUGCGGCCCGUCAGGCUGAGCGAAGUGAGGUGAAGGCAGAGAUAGGAGAGAUGGGGGCGACAGGGGAGAAGGGAGCGCAGGGGGGGAAUGGGAUGGAGGAGGAGGAGGAGGUGAAGGAGGGGAAGGGAGGUGCAGGUGAGAGGGUAGUGGGGGAUAGGCAAGGGGUGGCGAGGGAGGGCGAGGGGGUCGAGCAUGAGGGUGGGUCGAAGGCCGAGGUGGUUAAACGGAAGGAAGGAAUGGCCAAGUCGGAGAGUGGGAUGAUUAGGGAUGGGAGGAUGGGAGAGGAAAGGAUGGGAGAGGGGAGGAUGGGAGAGGGGAGGAUGAAAGAGGAGGCAGUGGAGAAGGAGGAGAGGGGUGAGAGAGGAGAGGGAACGGUGAGAGAAGAGGGGAUGGCGAGGGAGGGUGGCAUAGCGAGAGAAGAGGGUAUGGAGAGGGAGGAGGGCUUGGUGUGUUGGAACGAUGAUGCGCUGUCAGAUGUGAGUGAGGACGCUGAUGCCGAAGCUAAUGCCGAUGCAAAUGCCGAACCUGAUGCCGAAGCUGAUGCCGAAGCUGAUGGCAUGGGCGCUGGAGGCUCUGCUGCUGAACCUGAGUUUGAACCUGAAGCGGGCCUACAGAGCGAUUCCUCCAAUGCUCACGGUCGACUCAAGCCCACAUUCUCUGAUGUCACCGAACCUGAUGCCUCUGAACCUGCAGUCUCCGAGCCUAGCUUUGAGGCUCCCCAGGGGCCUCAUGCCUCCGAACCUGACACGACGGAAGUGGAUGGUUCCGAAGCUGCUGCUGCUACCGAAGCUAUGGAUAUGGAUGCUUUGUUAUUGAGCCGACUCAAGCCUGCACUCUCUGAUGUCACCGAACCUGAUGCUGCCGAGCCUGAUGGUUCCGAACCUGAUGCUAUGGAUGAGAUUUCUCCUCUUCAUGUGCUCCCGGACUUGGAGGCAGCUUCGGCUCCAGGUUCGGCUGCAUCGGCUCUAGGUUCGGCAAGCAAGGGCCUGUCCUCUCCAGGUUCGACAAGCAAGGCCUCUUUGACUCCAGGUUCGGCAACCAGACCUAGCCAAAAGGUUCGGAAGGAGCAGGAGCAGGGGCGGAGGGAGCUUCAGGAGAUGAUGGGGGAGGAGAGUAAGGGAGAGGUGGUUUUGGAAAAGAGGAAGGGAGGAGAGGAGGAGAAGGGUGGAGAGAGAGAGGGGAGAGAGAAGGGGCGUGACAGUGUAAGGGAGGAAGGGAAAGGGAAGGCGAAGAAGGAAGAGAAGAGAGAAGGUGAGAGAAGGAAGGAAGGGGAGAGAGAGGGGUACAGGAGGGAACGAGUUCACAGAAAGAACUCGAGUUCGUCUUUUGAUGUAGGGCGGGAGAAGGGAGAGGAGGGGAGGAGGGAUAAGGGAGAGGAGGGGAGGAGGGAUAAGGGAGAGGAGGGGAGGAGGGAAAAGGGAGAAGUGGGGAGGAGGGAGAAGGGAGAGGAGGGGAGGAAGGAGAAGGGAGAGGAGGGGAGGAGGGAAAAGGGAGAGGAGGGCAAAAGGGAGAAGGGAGAUGAGAGCAGGCGAAGCAAGGGAGAGGAGAACAGGCGAGACAAGGGGGAAGAGAGCAAGAGGGGUAAGGGAGAGGAGGGGAAGCGAGAGGAGAGGAAGAGAGCAGAGAGUGUGGAUCGGCGAGCAGGGAGUGAGAGGAGGGAGGGCAGUGAGAGGAGGGAGGGGAGUGAGAGGAGGGAAGGGAGUGAGAGGAGGGAAGGGAGUGAGAGGAGGGAGGGGAGUGAGAGGAGGGAAGGGAGUAGACGGGGUGUGGAGAAGGGGAGGGGGCGGAUGAGCAGUGUGGAAGGGGAGGAGGACAGUGAGGAGGGCGGGAUUGGUAGGGGGAGCAGGGAGGAGAGAGGGGGGAGUAGGGAGGAGAGAGGGGGGGUAGGAGGGAGAGAAGCGAGGGAGGGUUCGAGUGGGUGGGAGAGGGAGAGAGAGAGGGAAAGGGAGAGUAUGUUGGGAGGACGUGGAUCGUGGAAGGAGGGAGAGGAGAGAGCGAGAGAGGGGAGGGAGGGGAGGGAAGGUAGAGAGGCAGGAGAUUGGAGAGAGGGAAGGGAGGGAAGAGAAGGGAUGGAAGGGAGGGAAGUCAGGGAGUGGAGGGAGAGCAGGGAGGAGUGGGAGGGAAGGGACGGGAGAGACGCAAGAGAAAGCGGCCGAGACAGAGACAGCGGCAGGGAAGGCAGGGAGGGGAGAGAAGGCAGAGAAGGGAGGCGUGAAACGGGGUUCAGCGAUUGGCCGUUAGACCUGCCUCUGGAUCCCGACGGCUUCCCCCUCCCGAUCGAUCCCAUGCUGCUCCCCCGCUCUGCUGCCGCCGCCGCCGCUGCUUCUGCUUCGUGGCGAGACGGCCCUAGUCCUAGGCUGUCGGGAGGAGGCGCAGGAGGGGGCAUGCGCAGGAGCCCUGACAGGGAGUUUUUCCUGGGGCCGGGGGGAGUAGGGGGGGCAGGGGGCGGGUGGGGUGCCGGGGGGCUUCACCCUCCCCCCCGCGGCCUCCCCCCUGGGCCAGGCAGGGCGUUUGGGGGAGCAGCGGGGGUGCCUAUGAGUCCCGCUGUCAUGGCUGCCGCUGCUGCUGCUGCCGCUGCUGCCGCUGGGAUGCCGGCGGGGUGGAUUGGGCCGCCAAUGGGGCCGCGCCACCUGGCGGCUCGCCGUGCUUCUGCUGCUGCGGCAGCUGCGGCGUCGGCUGGCGGGAUGGGGAUGAGGGGAGGGCCGCUGGGGGGGAUGGGAGGGGGGAGAGGGGGCGCUGGAGGGAUGGAGGAGCUAGUGGAGCUGCACAGAAGAGGGGGGGAGCAUGUGGGCGGGGGAGGGCCCAUCCGGGGGAGGCACAGCCUGCGGGAAGCUGCCGCGCUACGCCGCCCGGAGCACCUCGCGGCAGCUGGGUUUGGAAGAGGGGGCAUGCAUGAGGUUUGGCGGAGGGACGGGUGGAGGGAGGCUGGCAUGAGGUUAGGCCCGGGAGGUCCCGGACCUGGGAUAGGCCCGGGAAUGAGGAUGGGUGGUGGGUUCGGAGGGUAUGGGAUGGGGCCUGGACCUGGGAUUCCGUUUGUUGGGGGGGCAGGGGGGAUGUAUGGGGGGGGGGCAGGUCUCCCCCGUGACCCCAGGGAUCAUUUCCCCCUGGAGAUGUGGAGGGGGGGCGGGGGGAGAGGCAGUGACGGGGGGAGGGCGGAGGGAAGGAGGGAUUCGGAUGGGGGGAGGAUGGGGUGGGAUGAGCCUGGCAGCAAGGAGAAUGGGGUGAUGGGGGGAGGGGAGAGAGGGGGACUUGGGCCCCCCACACCUUCUGGGGGAGGCCCAGGGGGGAGAGGGGGGGUGGGGGGGUUUCAGGCGGAGGGAAAGGGGAGAGGGGGGUUUCACCCGUCGCCUGGGGCAGGGGAGGGGGACUGGGGGGCGAUGGGGAGCGUAGGGGAAGGGAGGGGAGGGGGAGAGAGGGGGGAGAGGGGAGGGGCGACAGGAGGGAGAUCAGGAGGGGGCAGUGAGUGGGGUUCGCCUGUAGGGGCAGGAUCGAGUGGGCGGAAGCAGCAGACAAGCGGAGAGGGAGGGGGAGGAGGCAGUGGGGGAAAGGAGAUGUUACGAUCUGCUAACGGGCACCGCCGCGACAACACGCGCCUGCUUCGGAAGGCUCCAGAGGAGGAGGAGGAGGAGGAGGAGGAGGAGGAGGAGGAGGAGGAGGAGGAGGAGGAGGAGGAGGAGGAGGAGGAGGAGGCGAUGCAGGCGGAGGGCGUGCGGGAGGUGGCCGUGGCAACUGGCCUGGAGGUGCUGUACCAGGAGACCCCCAACUACCGCGGAGCGGCGGCCGAGGCUGACCGCAUGAUCGAGCCAAGGGAGACGGCUAGGCAUGCCUGGCGAGUGCCAGACCUGGGCGUAGAGCCUGUUGCUAGUGCUGCAGAGGAGGCGGUUACUGAGGGGGGUUAG